This is a messenger RNA of Sardina pilchardus (European sardine), 1118 nucleotides long. RefSeq names its product retinol dehydrogenase 12-like. Lineage: Eukaryota; Metazoa; Chordata; Actinopteri; Clupeiformes; Clupeidae. The coding region runs from base 79 to 978 and encodes 299 amino acids. The transcript is spliced from 7 exons. The record is from RefSeq and is a predicted model, not a curated record.
ACGUUGAAUCAAUGUUUCUCUCUGUGUGUUGCAUGUGGAUCAGUGACAAAUAAUACUUUAUCUGGAGUCAUCAAGUCUAUGCCAAAGAUGAAAUCUAUCAGGAGUCUUAUAGCCAAGCAGUGGUCCUCUGAUGUUCGUCUGGAUGGAAAAACAGCCAUUGUGACGGGUGCCAAUAGUGGCAUUGGAAAAGAAACGGCCAAAGACCUCGCUAAGAGGGGGGCCCACGUGGUGCUGGCCUGUCGGGACAUGGGGAAGGCGGAGAGGGCGGUGGCCGACAUCGUGAGAGAGGUGGAGGGGGCCAGUGUGGUGGCCAAGAAGCUGGAUCUGGCCGACACAAAGUCCAUCUGUGAAUUUGCAGAGAACAUUUACAACACUGAAAAAUCCCUGCAUUUCCUCAUCAACAAUGCAGGCGUGGCCCUAUGCCCGUACACAACCACCUCAGACGGCUUUGAGAUGCACUUUGGCGUGAAUCACUUAGGUCACUUCUUUCUGACCUUCCUUCUGCUGGACCUCCUGAAGCACUCGGCACCGUCGCGGGUGAUAACCGUGUCGUCCGUGACCCACCCGAUGGGCAAGAUCAACUUCGAGGACGUGAGCAACGAGAAGAGAUAUUUUCCCAUGGCAGCGUACACGCAGAGCAAGCUGGCCAACAUCCUCUUCACCCAAGAGCUGGCCAGGAGAGUGGAGGACUUCGGGAUAACUGUGUAUGCAGUGGACCCAGGAGUGGUAAACACGGAGAUAUUUAGACACAUGAGUUGGUCUCUACAGCUCUUCAUGAAGACUUUUAGUUUCUUCCUCAAAACGCCCGAGGAGGGCGCCUACACGAGCCUCUAUUGUGCGGUCACCCCAGACUUCCCGUCUGGAGGCUACUACAGGAACUGCGCCCCGGCCGCGUGCUCUCGCGCUGCCAAUGACGACCGCACGGCCUGCAAGCUGUGGGCUCUCAGCUGCCACCUGUUGGGCAUCCGCUGGCGCUGACGAGACUCAUGAUGAAUUGCCACACCAGCUAUUCCAACAGCUAUACCUAUAAUCAUACGGCUUAUGAGUUUAGCCAUGUUUUCUUUUCCAAUGAUUUGUUCUUUCAGGAAAUGUAGCAACAAAUGAAAGUUAAAUAGCCU